This is a messenger RNA of Oreochromis aureus, 413 nucleotides long. It is a transcript of the gene gnrh2, whose product is annotated as gonadotropin-releasing hormone 2. Gene Ontology annotation, biological process: multicellular organism development. Gene Ontology annotation, molecular function: hormone activity. The record is from RefSeq and is a predicted model, not a curated record. NCBI's taxonomy places the organism in Eukaryota, Metazoa, Chordata, Actinopteri, Cichliformes, Cichlidae. Gene Ontology annotation, cellular component: extracellular region. The transcript has 4 exons. Bases 58 to 315 code for a protein of 85 amino acids.
ACUGAGGGAAACUUGGACUGAUAAAGCUGUGAAAGCUAAGACUAAGGUGGGAAUAUCAUGUGUGUGUCUCGACUGGCUUUGCUCUUGGGGCUGCUUCUCUGUGUGGGGGCUCAGCUGUCCUUUGCCCAGCACUGGUCCCAUGGUUGGUAUCCUGGAGGAAAAAGGGAGCUGGACUCCUUUGGGACAUCAGAGAUUUCAGAGGAGAUUAAGCUGUGUGAAGCAGGGGAAUGCAGCUACCUGAGACCCCAGAGGAGGAGUAUCCUGAGAAACAUUCUUCUGGAUGCCUUAGCCAGAGAGCUUCAGAAGAGAAAGUGACAUCUUUCCAGAGACGGCUUUUCUAUAGUGACCCACUUCCUUUCUAUUUCUGCCUUGACGUGAUUUUGUGAUCAUCUGGCCUUGCUGUUUGUAAUGUU